Solanum dulcamara is the source of this 518-nucleotide messenger RNA. RefSeq lists its product as uncharacterized. The record is from RefSeq and is a predicted model, not a curated record. The transcript is spliced from 2 exons. NCBI's taxonomy places the organism in Eukaryota, Viridiplantae, Streptophyta, Magnoliopsida, Solanales, Solanaceae. The coding region runs from base 10 to 411 and encodes 133 amino acids.
CAAAUUUUAAUGAUGCCACAGGUUCCAACUAUUAAUCAAGUUUACGCAAUGGUGAACCAAGAUGAGAGUCAGAGGAUUGUGGCAGGAACAAGUAGAAUGAUGCAUAAACCUAUCAAUCCUACAGCUAUGUAUACUUCUAGGAAUGGUAGUGACAGUCACAAACAAAAGAGGGCUUAUGAUGGGCAUUCCUUUUGUGAUUUUUGUGAUAUGAAGGGACAUACCAGAGGAGAUUGCAAUAAGCUGAAGAAGUGUGACUUAUGUCAUAUGACUAGGUUCACAAGAGAUGAUGUCUUCAAACCAGCAUAUGGGAUAUUCUCAGCAGCAACAAGGAUAAAUGGGAUAUUCACAACAACAGCAAGAUUAAGGGAGAUUUCCUCAGUCUCAGUGUUGUCAUCAACAACAAUGCCCUAAACAUUAUCAACAGCAACAACAUCAGGGAAUGAUGACACAAAAUAUGUUCAACACAUCUAGCAGUAGAGAGGUUCCUGUUGGUGAUAAUGUUAGUGGAAGUGCUAAUA